GUCCAAAGGUCCGGCUGGGAUACAAAAUAUAUAUUUAAAAUCUUUGUUAUUUGAGGGUGACAACUUGUGACUGACAAGUCUAAUUUCACAAAAAUUUGACUUGGUUUAUUUGCUUCCCUAAUUAUCAGUAAUAGUAAAUAAUGAAUACAAUUAUAAGCAUUCGGCGAGGAAUAGCGAACGGAACAGUUCGCAUGUCCAGUUCGACACCAUCCAAGACUCCCCAAACUGCACCACCAACCCAUCCAAAAAACCCAGCAAUUAUGGAACAACCUAAAAUGUCACCGACAGCCCUGGAUAGAAUAUUCCUAACAUGGUCUGGUCAAUUUAAAAGCAAAGCUGACAUCCCUUCCAUUAUAGCUGGAGACGUAGUCCAUAAAGCCAGAAAUUAUGCAAGGAUUCGUAUAAAUCUCGGAUUUCUUUUGAUUGCGGCUGUGGGGAGUGGAAUUUUCAUUUAUUUGGGGCGUAAGGAUGUCAAAGAAGGACGAUCUAUCGAAAAACAAAACUUGGAAUGGCAUCGGCAGGUUAAUGAAGAGCACAAACGUAGCAGUGGAUAACUUUGCAUGAGUCAUAUAAAGUCUGUAAAGUUGGUUGAUAGAAAGUAUGUUAAACAUAGUUUAAAAUAAUAAUGCCAUUAGACUAUGCGGAAUGUUUAACAUUUCAGUGAUAGGGCAAUCUCACUUAAAGAGGUGUCUGGGGAAGCUCAUCAUCAAUAUAAAAAAUAUGUAGUAGUUUUAUAGCUGGCUGCGACUGAUGUCAAACCUAAAUAAUAAUGUUAUUUGUGAAACACGUAUAUAUUGAACGAAUACAAAUUGUUUAUUAUAGAAAUCAACAAUCUGAACAAUCACAACAAGUAAUCAUAUUAUAAAAUAAGAUAAUUAAAGCAUAAUAUUUUGAAAAUGUGAAAUUU
This is a messenger RNA of Folsomia candida, 907 nucleotides long. RefSeq names its product UPF0389 protein GA21628. The record is from RefSeq and is a predicted model, not a curated record. The coding region runs from base 141 to 554 and encodes 137 amino acids. The transcript has 3 exons. Lineage: Eukaryota; Metazoa; Arthropoda; Collembola; Entomobryomorpha; Isotomidae.